Molecule: messenger RNA, 1349 nt
Organism: Mercurialis annua (annual mercury)
Lineage: Eukaryota; Viridiplantae; Streptophyta; Magnoliopsida; Malpighiales; Euphorbiaceae
Product: mannan endo-1,4-beta-mannosidase 4-like
Exons: 5
Coding region: 113-1324 (403 amino acids)
Molecular function (GO): hydrolase activity, hydrolyzing O-glycosyl compounds
Source: RefSeq, a predicted model, not a curated record
AAAUCUUACACCAUACUCGAGGAUAUAUUGACCAAAAAAACCCCUCUCUUCAUUAAAAUGAACAUUUAAACUUGUUUUUAUUGAUUCUAGUCAAGCUAGUUAUUUCUCAGAGAUGACAAAAUUCAACAUUUUUUCUUCCGCAGUUCUUCUAGUUCUCGUCCACUUACAUGCAAAUUACUGCAACGCUCAAUCUCUAACCACAGAAACCAAAUUUAAUGGUACAUUUUUUGCCAAAUCAAAUGGUACCCAUUUUCUAAUGAACACCAAACCCUUCUACUUGAAUGGAUUUAAUGCGUAUUGGAUGAUGUACAUGGCUUCUGAUUCAUCAACUAAAUCUAAAGUCACCUCUGCAUUUCUUCAAGCUUCCAACAAUGGCAUGAAUGUUGCUAGAACUUGGGCUUUUAGCGACGGUGGUUAUAAACCACUACAAAUUUCUCCAGGCUCUUACAAUGAAGACAUGUUCAAGGGACUGGAUUUUGUGAUGUCAGAAGCAAAAAACCAUGGGAUUUAUGUGAUAUUGAGCUUGGUGAAUAAUUUUAAAGAUUAUGGAGGUAGAACACAGUACGUUCAGUGGGCAAGGGAAGGUGGUCAGCAAAUAACUAGCGAUGAUGAUUUUUACACAAACCCUAUUGUCAAAGCAUACUAUAAAAACCAUGUCAAGGCUGUGCUCACGAGAAUCAACUCAAUAACAAGAGUGGCGUAUAAAGAUGAUCCUACCAUUUUUGCAUGGGAACUUAUGAAUGAACCUCGUUCCGAUACUACAUUAAUUCAGGAGUGGGUAAAAGAAAUGGCAGGCUAUGUGAAAUCAAUUGAUAGUAGCCAUCUCCUAGAAAUAGGACUAGAAGGAUUUUAUGGAGAUUCAAAGAAGCACUUUAAUCCCAAUAGUUACUUAGUUGGAACUGAUUUUAUCUCCAACAACCUAAUUCCUCACAUAGAUUUUGCCACCAUUCAUCUAUACCCUGAGCAAUGGUUGCCAAAUUCAAGUGAAGAUGAGCAGUCUGAAUUUGUGAACAAAUGGGUCCAAGCCCAUGUUCAAGACUCCAGUUUGGUGCUUAAAAAGCCACUUAUUCUUGGGGAGUUUGGAAAAUCUUCCAAAAUUUCUGGAUACAGCUUGGAGAAAAGGGACACGUAUUUUUUGAAAAUCUAUGAUGCAAUAUACAGCAGUGUGAUAAAUGGGGGCCCAUUUUGUGGUGGGCUUUUCUGGCAACUCAUGGCCCAAGAUAUGGGUAAUUGGGGUGAUGGGUAUGAGGUUGUGUUGGAGGAAAGUCCAUCUACUGCUAGUAUAAUAGCUCAACAGUCUACCAAACUAUCAUCUAUUGAAUGAAAAAUCCCAAAAAAUAAUAAUUUAA